Molecule: messenger RNA, 1347 nt
Organism: Oldenlandia corymbosa var. corymbosa
Lineage: Eukaryota; Viridiplantae; Streptophyta; Magnoliopsida; Gentianales; Rubiaceae
Source: the annotation of a GenBank genome assembly
AUGAAUAUGCUUCCGAACAUUUUGGCGGUGGAUUCCUAUUCAACAGUAAUAACAUAUCAGUCCACUGGGAGAGGGCGACAAUCCAGCCAGCAACAGUCCAAUGUGGAAUCAAGUCUGUUUGGAGAAAGAUCGAGUUAUCUCGAGUCCUAUAGAACUCCAGGGUUUCAAACUCCAGCCUUUCAGAGCCCGUUCUUUCAGGUUCCUGUGUUCAGUAGCCAGGGCCAAACGAGACAGGUUCCAGUGAUAACCCCUGAGAUGUUGCAUCAACGGUUUUCAGAAAUAGAGCAUACUGUGGCCACACAAGUGGAGCAUUUUGAAAAUGCUUUUCAGAGGCUAACUGACCAUAAUGCAAACACAGGAAGUGUUGGACCUAGUAGAUCUAUGACGUCAGGAGUUAAUACGGCUACAGGAGCAACGAGUUCAGAGGUGCCACCAGUCAGUAUGGUUAAUAAUCCUUUAUAUCAUGCCAUAUUCCAGACAUCUGCAACAGAUACUCCGGUGCAGAAUCUCGGAGCAGGACUAAGUAACAAUGGAUCUCACAAUGCAGCAUUACAAGGAAUACUAAGUUGGUAUUACCCAGUUGUUCCAAGUCAGCCAACUUUUGUGUCACCACCAGGGAAUUUUACCUUUGAUGGACGGCAGUUGCCUCCAUUGUCCCCUCAAUAUGGAACACCAGUGAUGAUGCUUGGAACAUCAUGGGGACAACAAUCACCCUAUCAAGGAUUCCAGGUGUGUGAUGAGAAUCAUGUAGCCAUCCAUGGUGAUUCUCCUAGUGAGGGGAAUGAGCUAGUCCUUCAUUCUAGUUUUGGAAUGCCAAGUUUACUUUGCAGGCCAAUCAAGGAAGAAAGGAUGGAUCUUGACUACCUAUGUGAUAGGGAGUUGGUUCAAGAGAGCUAUGAUCAAGAUGAUGAGAAUGUCAUUAACUUUGGGGUUCAAACCAAAGGAGAUGAUGAACUCAUGGAAAUAAGCGCUCAAGAGUAUCAAGGGAGUUUGACUCUAGAUGUAGGUGUCCUAGGAACUGCGGGUGUAACAAUUAAUCAAGGCCCUGUUGGUAUGGGAAACAAUGAAGGUACUGUUGGUGAAAAUGCAAGGCAGGCUCGUCAACACGUACAAACGACAAAUGACUGCUGCUUUAUAUUUUAUCAGAACCGAGUACCAAGAAAUAAUACUGCAGCUGCAAAUUUGGAUGAUCCACACAUACCUCAAGGCUCUGGUGUUGUGGUUGUUGAUCCGCAAAUUGUUCUACCUCAUCAGACAUUGGAAGAGAAUAGAGAGGAACAACAGUGGAUGGAAUAUGAAGCAAAUCAGAUUCUAAACCAAAAUAGGGCGCAAGCUAUUGGAAGAUAG